Messenger RNA from Acanthosepion pharaonis, 1317 nucleotides. Lineage: Eukaryota; Metazoa; Mollusca; Cephalopoda; Sepiida; Sepiidae. The record is from the annotation of a GenBank genome assembly.
AUGGAACAAUCAGUCCUGACCCAGACAGACUUACACCACUCAAAGACUGUGGGACGCCUCUAUCUUUCUCUCUCUGGCAUCCGUUCGUUCAUAUCUUCUAUGUCUCUUUUCAUCACAAAGUUUGUUGUUGCUCAAAGUCUGAAGAAAAAUUUUAACGAGCAAUUCAAGAAACAAGAGAAAAAAUGGCAGACAGAAAUAGAAAAUAUGAAAAAGAAAUAUGAACAAGAAAUUAUAAAUCUACAGCAGAAGCAAAAAGAAGCUACUGUUAUCCCAUCCAAACUGGUUGAUAAACCUGCAAAACGGAAAUUGAAUUAUUCACUAAAAGCAGUUAAAAUUAAUGAGACAAAGGUGAAGCCUCCUGAGAGAGAAAAAAGAUCUCCUGAAGUAACUUUAAUUAGCCAGGUGACGCCAAUUGAAAAAUCAGAAUUUAGUGAUGAUGAUGAUGUACUGGAAAUGGAAACUGAAGAAGAUGAAGAUGAAAGAAAAGGGGAUGAAGUAAAAGAAAUUUCCUCAGCAAUUGAAAAGGCACAAAUCAAUCAGGGUAUAGUUAAAGUGGUACAGAAACAGCAGCCAAAAGACAAUGUGAAAAAACCUUUAGUUGUUACAAAACCUCCAAGUCCAAUCAUUUCUAAAAAGCAAUCAAGUAUAAAUUUACAAAUUCCAAGUACAUCUUUGCAUCAAAAUACCUUAGAAGCUAAAUCUCAAAGUUCAUUAGCAUUUUCUCCCUCGAAGCAGUGGCCUAAAGAGUUAUGGAAACAAGAUAGUGAGGAUGAUGACAAUGGUAAGAGUGACACUUGGAGUGAUGAUGACGAUGAAGAUGACUUUGUGAGAACACCUCCAGAAUCAACUCGAAUCAUUUCCAAAAGUUCUCCUCCUGCUCGACCACCACCCAUUAAACAAAGUUUGUUGAACAAAUCUCAAACAAAUCCUCAACAGCCUUCUCUUAAAUCAAUUUCAAUGGCUGAGCAUAAACAGCAGCAGCAGUUACAACAAGCAGCAGUUGCUCGAACACCACCUGUGCCAUUCCCAAGAACUAUGCCAAAUACCAAAGCACUAGAUAUCAGUGACAAUUGGCAGAACUUUAAUGGCAGAAGGACAGUGCCAGCUCAGUCAUCCACCUCUGCAUAUUCCAGCUACAAACCAAAGAGAGAAUCAAAUGUUACUCGGCUCGGGAAUAUAAUUGAAGAUAAAUUGAUGAAUCGACCAUCAGUACAAUUUGCUGGAGCUGUUAAUUUAUUAAACAAAAAUGAGACACCAAAGGUGAAUGCUGAUUUUUUUUUUUUUUUUUUUUUUUUUUUAACACUUGGAUUUACAUAA